Hemicordylus capensis (graceful crag lizard) is the source of this 5088-nucleotide messenger RNA. It is a transcript of the gene PAPPA, whose product is annotated as pappalysin 1. The record is from RefSeq and is a predicted model, not a curated record. Gene Ontology annotation, molecular function: metallopeptidase activity. NCBI's taxonomy places the organism in Eukaryota, Metazoa, Chordata, Lepidosauria, Squamata, Cordylidae. The transcript is spliced from 22 exons. Bases 123 to 5066 code for a protein of 1647 amino acids.
AAAAGCGCAAGUGCCCACGAAGAGGGAAGGAGAGGAGCAGGGGAGGCCGAGCGAGGAGGAGCCCAAAGCUGGCAGCCCGGGAGGACCCGCAGGGGAGCCGGGCUGGGGGGGACCGCCUGGACAUGCAGCUCUGGGGGUUGCUCCUCUACGCGGCGGCGGCGGCGGCAGCGGCGGCGGCCCUGGCCCUGGCCGGCAGCCCCGAGUGCGGGCUGGAAGAGCGCUCGCGGCGGGCGCGGAGGGAGACCCGGCAGCAGCAGCAGCAGCAACAGCAGCAGCCGCCCGCCCGGCAGCCCCUCCUCCACUACCCCGCGCCGGGCACCUGCGCCACCCGGCUGGCGCGGGGCAGGCGCUCCUCGGCCGGGGCGGGCGGGCCGGAGGCGGCGCGCGUCUCCCGCAGGAGGCGAGCGCGGGAGGCGGCGGCGGCGGAGGGUGGAGGCGGCGGCGGCGGCGGCGGCGGGGAGCCGAGCCGGGCGCUCUACUUCGGCGGCCAAGGGGGUCAGCUGCGGCUGAAGGCGGAGCUAGAGUUACCCCGGGAUGCCUUGACGGUGCAAGCGUGGCUGCGGGCCGAGGGCGGGCAGAAGGCGCCGGCUGUCAUCGCGGGGUUGUAUGACAAAUGUUCUUAUAUCACCCGUGACCGAGGAUGGGUCCUGGGGAUUAACACCGUCAGCGACCAAGGGAACCGAGACCCUCGCUUUUUCUUUUCCCUGAAGACCGAUCGUGCCCGGAAAGUAACUACGAUCACAGACCAUCGUAGCUACGCCCCAAAUCAAUGGGUCCACCUCGCUGUCACUUAUGAUGGGCGCUUGAUGAAACUCUACGUCAAUGGCGCCCAGGUGGCCACCAGUGGGGAACAGGUAGGAAGCAUCUUCAGCCCUUUGACCUUGAAGUGCAAAGUACUCAUGCUUGGAGGGAAUGUCCUGAAACAGAACUACCGAGGCCACAUAGAACAUUUCAGUCUUUGGCGAACCGCCCGGUCUCAGAAGGAGAUCUUGUCGGACAUGGCCCAGGUGACUCACGCUGCCGAUGCUCCUCUACCUCAGCUUGUUUUCCAGGAGAAUUUACUGAAUGUGAAAAGUACCUGGUCGCUCAUGAAGGACAGCCCUAGUCCCCAGGUUGAGUUCACUACCCACUCUGGCUAUCUCCUGGACACCAGCCUAGAUCCCCCCUUGUGUGGGCAGACGGUCUGUGACAACGUGGAGGUCAUUGGCAGCUACAACCGGCUCCUGAGUUUCCGCCGCAGGAAGACCGUGCGCUACCGGGUGGUGAACAUCUACGACGACCACCGCCGGAACCCGACCGUCAGCCGCCAGCAGAUCGAAUUCCAGCACCAGCACCUGAACGACGCUUUUAGCCCCUACAACAUCACCUGGGAGUUGGAGGUGUUGGAGGUGACUAAUUCCUCCCUCCGACACCGCCUCAUCCUGGCCAACUGCGAGAUCAGCAAGAUCGGAGACGAACGCUGCGACCUGGAGUGCAAUCAUACCCUGACCGGGUAUGACGGAGGGGACUGCUGGCAUAUGCGUGCGUCCUCGACCAGCAAGAAGAAACAGAACGGCGUGUGCGACAUGGACUGUAACUACGAGAGGUUCAGCUUUGACGGUGGGGAUUGCUGCAACCCGGAGAUAACGGAUGUCACCAAGACGUGCUUUGAACCGGACUCUCCUCACAGAGCAUACUUAGACGUCAAGGAGCUCAAGAACCAGCUCAAGCUGGAUGGCUCCACACACCUCAACAUCUUCUUCGCGAACUCCUCUGAAGAAGAGCUGGCAGGUGUGGCAACCUGGCCAUGGGACAAGGAAGCUCUGCUGCACUUGGGAGGAAUUGUGCUGAAUCCAUCCUUCUAUGGAAUUGCGGGUCACACCCACACCAUGAUCCACGAAAUUGGGCACAGCCUGGGGCUCUACCACGUCUUCCGAGGAGUCUCCGAGAUCCUCUCCUGCAGCGACCCCUGCAUGGAAACAGAGCCCUCCUUCGAGACUGGGGACCUCUGUCACGACACCAACCCAGCCCCGAAACACAAGCUCUGCGAUGACCCGGCACCUGGCAACGAUAUGUGUGGAUUCCGCAGCUUCCAGGACACUCCGUUCAACAACUUCAUGAGCUACACAGAUGAUGACUGCACCAACUCCUUCACGCCCAACCAAGUGGCCAGGAUGCAUUGCUAUUUGGAUCUGGUGUACCAAAGCUGGCAGCCUGUCAAGAAACCCGCCCCCAUAGCCAUCACGCCGCAGAUCGUGGAGCGGGCGGGGACCUCCGUCACCCUGGAAUGGUUUCCCCCUAUUGAUCAGCACUUCUUUGAAAGAGAAGUGGGAUCAGCAUGUGAUCUGUGUGUGGAAGGCCGAAUCCUCGUGCAGUAUGCCUUCAGUGCCUCUUCGCCAAUGCCGUGCGACCCUUCUGGCCAUUGGAGCCCACGAGAAGCAGAAGGUCACCCCGAUGUGGAGCAGCCGUGCAAAGCCAGUGUUAGAACUUGGAGUCCCAAUGCUGCCGUCAUGAGGCAGACAGUCCCACCGGUCUGUCCUGAACCUCAGGGCUGCUACUUAGAGCUCAUGUUUCAGUACCCUGUGAUCCCGGAGUCCCUGACCAUCUGGGUGACCUUCGUGUCGCCUGACUGGGAUUCCCCUGAAGCGGUGAAUGACAUUAAGCUCUUGAUGGUCAGUGGGGGAAACAUCUCCCUUGGGCCACAGAACUUCUUCUGCGACAUUCCCAUGACCAUCAGGCUGGACCCUAAGAAGGUGACCGAGGAGGUCUACGGCAUUCAGAUCUACACCUUAGAUGAACACCUGGAGAUUGAUGCCACCAUGAUCACAUCCAUCCCACAGAGUGCCUUGUGUGCCAAAUGCCGGCCCAUCUUGUACAAGGUGGUCCGGGAUCCUCCCCUCCGGAAAGGCUCUCCGGUCAUCAUCUCGGACCUCAGCCGGAAAUUUGUAGACACUGAGGUGAGAGCGGGCAGCUUAUACACUUACUGGGUUUCUGUCAUUUCCGGGACGGAAGAAAGUGAAGCUUCCCCUCCGCUGGUCUAUGUCCACGGAAGCGGCUACUGUGGCGAUGGAAUUAUCCAAAGAGACCUUGGGGAAGAGUGUGAUGAUAUGAACAAGAUCAACGGAGAUGGCUGUACCCUCUUCUGCAGGCAGGAGCUGUCCUUCAAUUGUGUUGAUGAACCAAGCCGGUGCUACUUCCACGACGGUGAUGGUGUGUGUGAAGAGUUUGAGCAAAUGACCAGCAUAAUCGACUGUGGGGUCUACACCCCCAAAGGCUUCCUGGACCAAUGGGCUUCCAACGUGUCUGUCUCGCAUCAUGACGAGCGAUGCCCAGGAUUGGUGGUGAUAGGCCAGCCAGCAGCAAAUCAGAUGUGCCGGACCAAGGUGUACGACUUGAGCGAUGGGAUGUCUCAAUAUGCCUGGUACCCUUGCACGGCCAACAACACAUCCACCCAUUUCUGGCUCAAGGCACACUUCUCACAGCCCAUGGUAGCUGCCGCUGUGAUCAUUCACUUGGUUACGGAUGGAUCUGAUGAGCUUGAACAGAAGCAGGAGACCAUCUCUGUGCAGCUGCUUGACACGAAAGACCAGAGCCAUGACCUCGGUGUCCACGGACUGAGCUGCAGGAACAAUCCCUUGAUUAUUCCGGUCAUUCACGACCUCAGCCAGCAUUUCUACCACACCCAGGCGAUCCUCGUCUCCUUCGGCUCCCAGUACGUGGCCAUCUCCGGGGUGGCCUUGCGCUCCUUCCUCAACUUUGACCCCAUCACCGUCAGCAGCUGCCAGAGCGGACAGACCUACAGUCCAGCCGAGCAGAGCUGCAUCCACUACUCCUGCAAAGCCACUGACUGCCAAGAACUGGAGAUUGAGAAUGCCAUUCUCGCCUUCACCAGUGGGGGGCACUUCAAUGGUGCUGAGUGCAACGUUACUUGCAAGAUAGGCCACGUCCUCCAGAUACGCCGAGAUGAUGACCUUGCGAAGAACCAGCUGGAGUCCAGCAUCACCGUGACCUGUGUGGACGGGAAGUGGAACAAGCAGGUGGCUUGCGAGCCCAUCGACUGUGGCGUCCCCGACCAGUACCAUGUCUACCCGGCCACUUUCAACUGCAGCGAGGGCACCACCUUUGGCAAGAGAUGCUCCUUCUCCUGCAAGCCCCCAGCCCUGCUGAAAGGAAAUAACAGCAGCCUGACAUGCAUGGAGGAUGGGCUGUGGUCCUUCCCUGAAGCCCUCUGCGAGCUGAUGUGCCGGGCUCCCCCUCUGGUCCCCAACGCAGACCUCCAGACCGCUCGCUGCCGUGAAGAGAAGCACAAGGUUGGGUCCUUCUGCAAGUAUAAAUGCAGACCAGGAUACCACGUCCCAGGCUCUUCUAGGAAGGCAAGGAAGAGGGCCUUCAAGAUCCAGUGUGUUCAAGAUGGAACGUGGCUAGAAGGAGCGUGUAUCCCAGUCACCUGCGAACCUCCGCCCUCCAAAUUCCACGGACUUUACCAGUGCACCAACGGCUUCCAGUUCAACAGUGAGUGCAGGAUCGAGUGCGAGGAGGAUGAAGCCCAAUCCGGCCACGGGAACGUCAUCCACUGCCGGAAGGACGGCACCUGGAGCGGCUCGUUCCACCUCUGCCGCGGCAUGCAAGGCCACUGCCUCCUGCCCAGACAGCUCAACGGCGGCCUGAAGCUACAGUGUCCGGACGGAUACGGCAUAGGAGCCGAGUGUGCUAUCUUGUGCCCGGUACUUCAGAGUGAAUCCAUCCUGUUGCGUGCCAAUGAGACGGUGCAAGACAUCCAGCACUGGAUGAAUCCUCCAAGAGUGAAGAACGUUGUCUGCACGGCCGAACUGAAGUGGUACCCGAAUCCUGCACUGAUUCACUGCAUCAAAGGCUGUGAGCCUUUCAAGGGAGACAACUACUGUGACUCUAGCAACAACCGGGCAUUUUGCAACUACGAUGGAGGUGACUGCUGUGUAUCCACAGUCAAGACUAAAAAGGUCACUCCCUUCCCCAUGUCCUGUGAUCUGCAAGGAGACUGUGCUUGUCGUGAUCCCAACGCUCAAGAAAACAGCCGACGGGAGCUCCGUGGCUUCAGCUUUGGAUAAAUGCACAGUGAUGAGGAAAGAA